CAGACUUCUUCUUUUCUUAGCGGCGAAACUCCGACGGAUGGCCGCCCUGACUCUUUCUACCCACCUUGCCUUGCUCGAAAAGAUAACCCGGUGAAGGUCGUCGACUACUCGGCGUCAGUCAGGAACAGGUGCAGGGAAGUCCGUGGGACGGGGCAAAAUAGGAGAGCGGAACCUCGGCUCGUGUCAAAAGCACCCGGGAAGAUCAUUUCCGUGGGACUUAAUCCGGAAGUCUCCGGCGGUGACAGUAAGAGCGUUAUAGCGGCGGUAGUUGAGAGUUUUGGUGUUUCGGCGGCUCGCGAAAGGCGAGGGUUGCUUCGUUUGCUUCCGUCAACGGCGGGCAGUUUGGCUGUUUGGACAUUCAGGUCCAGUUGUUUUUUUCUUGCUUGCUGCUGCUGCUGUCGCCAUCAUGUCCUCUGAUUUCGAGGGCUACGAGCAAGACUUUUCGGUUCUUACCGCUGAGAUCACGAAUCGCAUCGGAAAAAUCCCCAAGUUGGUUGGAGAUGAGAAGAGACAGUUGGUUUCAAGUGUGGAAAAGCAGCUGGAGGAAGCAAGAGAGUUGUUGGAACAAAUGGAACUUGAAGUGCGUGAAAUCCCUCCACAGAGCCGAGCCAUGUACAGCAGUAGAAUGAAGAGCUACAAGCAAGAAAUGGAAAAACUUGACACAGAUUUUAAAAGGUCACGGAUUGCCUACAGUGACGAGGUGCGGAAUGAGCUCCUAGGGGAUGAUGGGAAUUCCUCAGAGAUCCAGUUGAUAAAAUUACGUGAAGAGAGGGCACAUCUGCUCGAUAACACAGAGAGGCUGGAAAGGUCAUCUCGGAGACUAGAGGCUGGAUACCAAAUAGCAGUGGAAACUGAACAAAUUGGUCAAGACAUACUAGAAAAUCUCAGUCAUGACAGAGAGAAGAUCCAGCGUGCUCGAGACAGACUUAGAGAAACUGAUGCAAACUUGGGAAAGAGUUCAAGAAUCCUUACAGGAAUGUUACGAAGGUAAGAGCAAGAAUCAUCCAGAACCGGAUUUUGCUUGUUAUCUUGGCAAUCAUCAUCAUCUUUGCAGUCCUGAUGGUUAUUUUUUUUUCUGUCAGGGGACAUUGAUAUCUUUGUUCUUUGCUAACCAGUAGCAAACAACUUCAGAGUCAUGAAGACAAAGUGGCCACACGAAUCAUUCUCUUGCACUGAAAUGGCUGUCCUUCUCAAAGUCCACAGUUGAUCUCUGGUGCAAAUAGCAGAAGGGUAUGUGUCAUUAUUGGCUGCAUGUUGAUUAAAUAAUUGUCUUUGGUUUAGCAAUAUUUCAUAAUAGGAAUUUUCAUAUUUAGCAUAUGAAACAAGUAUCAUUAUCAGAUAUGAAGAUUGUCGUCAUAAUUACUGAACUAAAUUUAAGGGUAAAUAGUUUACACUGAUAAUGACAACAAUUGACACACACACUUUCUAUUGAACUGAUAUUUAAAUCUUUAUCAGAACCCCCUUUUAUAAUCCUGGAAAUAGAUGCAAAUCAAUCAAUAAAGAAAUCCACACCUAUACCUUGUCAUUCUCCUAACUCUAAUAUAACUCUAAAAGCAAAGAAGUUAGUUUCUAAUAAAUAUACAGCUUUUUCAAAAGUAUGAUUUAAUAUCUAUGGUGAACUUUUUAUUUUAAGGUUUAUCACUUGGAUUUUCAUCUGCCCCAUGUUCUGAAUUGUCAACUAAGUUUAUUUUGCAGUUUUCCCUAUGACCAUGACAUUACAGUUAGUUUUGUUUUGUAUUAUUGUUGUUUUAAUGUGUAUGGAGUUCAAAUCAAGAACAUACUGUUUAGUAUAUUUAGGAGAUCACUUCAUGGAUCUUAAUGUAAGAAAAUAAUGGCAUUUAAAAAUCUGCAAAUUGUGCUAGAAUCAAUGUGCUGGUACUGUGGUUGAAUGAAUAUUCUGAAUGAAUUGUAUCCAAAGGUAAUGUUCAUUUGCUUAAAAAAAUGUCUUAAAUUAAUGUUUUUUGAUAAAAUCUGU
Molecule: messenger RNA, 1975 nt
Organism: Ahaetulla prasina
Lineage: Eukaryota; Metazoa; Chordata; Lepidosauria; Squamata; Colubridae
Gene: VTI1A
Product: vesicle transport through interaction with t-SNAREs 1A
Exons: 9
Coding region: 407-991 (194 amino acids)
Biological process (GO): vesicle fusion with Golgi apparatus; macroautophagy; retrograde transport, endosome to Golgi
Cellular component (GO): endoplasmic reticulum membrane; late endosome membrane; ER to Golgi transport vesicle membrane
Molecular function (GO): SNARE binding; SNAP receptor activity
Source: RefSeq, a predicted model, not a curated record